This is a messenger RNA of Rhipicephalus sanguineus (brown dog tick), 2349 nucleotides long. Its product is annotated as cytochrome P450 3A6. Gene Ontology annotation, molecular function: heme binding; iron ion binding; monooxygenase activity. The record is from RefSeq and is a predicted model, not a curated record. Lineage: Eukaryota; Metazoa; Arthropoda; Arachnida; Ixodida; Ixodidae. Bases 232 to 1809 code for a protein of 525 amino acids. The transcript has 14 exons.
UUCUGACUCAAACACGUAUCGGACGAGACCUGCAUGCGAUAAAGAGAAGUGCGAGCUCUUACAUCAAGAACGCCGAUCUGUCCAUCCACGAAGCCGCGUUCUCAGAGAAUACCUCUCAUGGUUGCUUUCUAAAAAUGGUUGUCCUGAAAUCACUCCUAGUGCCCCGGCCAGUGUAAGCCAAGACACUCUCGAGGCAGCGAGACGCAUUGCCGUAUCGAACUAGAAGUAACAAUGUUCAGCGUUGACAGUGCCCUGCUUAUCGCAUUCAUCGUCUUUGCUUCCUUCAGUGCUGUUCGCUGGUUGAUAAGACAGCGCCGGAAAUGCUUUGAUGCAUUUGAAGGCACCGGAGUACCGACCGUGCCACUUCGGAGCAUCGUAAAUGGCAAUUCGGACGAGUACUGGAAGCCCACAGUCCUCCAACGCCUGGACAGAUGGCUUGAAGAAUACGGAGACGUUUUUGGGUUCUUCAUUGGCGACACGCCAAUGGUCGUGGUGAAAGAUGUCGACAUGAUACAUGAUAUAUUCAUCAAGAACUCAAGCAACUUUCAAAGUCGUGGCCGCACAUUGCACAUCUACGAAAUGGACCCCUUGUUCAAGAAGUACAUCAUCCUGUCGAAAGGUGCUGUGUGGAGAGAAUCAAGAACUUGCAUGUCACACUUCUUCACGGCGUCGAAGCUCAAAGCGGUGAUGCCCUCUCUGCUGCACGCACAGCAGCAGUUCAUCGAUGUUCUCGGCGAGCACGCCGACAGUGGAAUUGAGGCGGACAUCAACAGCCUGUGCGAACGCUUCACCUUCGAUGUGAUUGGCAAGUCGGCGUUCGGCAUCGACACAAACGUACAACGGAAUCCCGAGAUGCCAAUGUUUAGAGCAGCCCUGGAUGUCCUACCAAAUCUUAAUUCUGGAUUAUUCUACAAUUUAGGUCAGAAUCUUUACCAUUGGCCUUGGCUCUUGAAAAUACCGGCGAAGUUAAUUGCGGUUUUGUACACGAACCCUUUUGCUGACCUUACUAAGAGAGCCUCAGACGUCAUUCGAUUCCGGCGAAAGAAUCCACAGGUACAUCUGCCGGACAUGGCUCAGAUACUUCUCGACGGCCUAGCCAUUGCAGAAAGCUCCGCCGAGAAAAAUAAUAAGGACCAGGUAGACAACACAGCCCCGCUGCCUCCGGAGACGCUCAAUCAACUGUCUUCAAAUUGCAUGACAGUCUUUCUAGGAGGGUACGACACCACAAGACUAGCAUUCACGUACUGGUUUUAUCUUAUGGGAAAGCAUCAAGACGUGCAAGAGAAAAUGCGAGAAGAGGUGAUUAGCGCUUUCGAAAAGGAGGGAGAUGUUUUAUCUUACCAAACACUUUUGACCCUCCCAUACACAAACCAAGUCAUUUCUGAGACACUGAGGAUAUAUCCACCAAUAAUAACGUUUACGUCGCGGUGCCCUGACAAAGAUUAUCGCUACGGGAAAUACCUGAUUAAGAAGGGAACAUCUGUCAUGGUGCCCACAUACCAAUUGCAUCAUGAUCCGAAAUAUUGGGACUAUCCUGAGAAGUUUGUACCCGAAAGGUUCAGUCCCGAGAACAAAGAUCGCAUCAACCCGACUGUUUAUCAGCCCUUUGGUCUGGGACACCGCAUAUGCAUCGGCCAGCGUCUGGCCCAAGUAGAACUUGCUUCAGCUACUACAGAAGUCCUUCGUCAUUACCGCAUCAUGCUGGGCGCCUCUCAGAAGAAAGACCUCGAGCUGGACACGUACUCUUACUUGGCCGUGCCAAAGGAAGCUGUUAGAAUUCGACUACACAGGCUCAGCCGCGAGAAAUGAGUCGUCCUUUACUAUUUUCUGCCGACAGGUGCAUACGAGCAACAUAUGGAGAAUAACUCCUCAUUUAGAGCAUAAAUCAAUAUAUGUAUACAAACAUGAUUAUUUCUUCUUGACAUGCGUUGCCUUUUAGAACAAGCAACCUGCCUGUUUUGUCGGUUGCUCUUUAUUCUUAUAUUUCACAGUUUAUACCUCAUUCUUAUAAUACUGCAGCUUAAACACACGAAAUAUAAAAUAAGUAUUUGUACAUCCGUUCGGCGAUGUGUGCACUUGACUGUAGCUAUUUCACCACAAAACGAUCAAGUAGUGUAAUUUAAAGCAAAUAUUUCAGCCACUGUUACGAUACUCCCGAAUCCAAACUAAAGCGCAGUAGUAUUCGGGUAUUUGUGGAGCUCAGCCUCCGCUCGCGUUGUUCGUUUAACAGCAACGCCAGACGAUGCACAUCUAUUGAUUGCGGUCAAACGGUGCCACUCUGUAAGUCCCGCUAAUUGCACCUUGGAAGCAUUGAACGAGCGAACGUGGAAGGAGGCUGCACUUGCUGCA